Molecule: messenger RNA, 2115 nt
Organism: Rotaria sp. Silwood2
Lineage: Eukaryota; Metazoa; Rotifera; Eurotatoria; Philodinida; Philodinidae
Source: the annotation of a GenBank genome assembly
AUGACUAUCGAAAUGGAUACGUCCUCAAAUACAAAUUUAGUCUAUUUAAUAGACCAAAUUCGUUCAAAUCUUUCAACUCCUAAUGGAAAUGAAACUAUGACAGAAACUCCUCGUGCUCAUGCAUGGCUUUUAACAACAUUAUCAAUUUAUGGUGAUCAAUUUAAUGUUUUAAUUGAUUUAUAUCGCUUAUUUCGUGAAUAUAAAUCUUAUAUAUUAUUAUCAUUUAUAAUUGAACAUAUUUUACAAUAUCAUAUAAAUGAAAUAGAUAAAAAUAAUUAUAUACAAGAAGAAUUUCAAUUAAUAUUCACAAGUUCUUCUAAUAGUUUAAUUGAAAAAAAUCAAUUUUCUUAUUAUCAUCUUUAUUCACUUUUAUCAUCAUCAACACGUGAUAUUAUAUCUUCAUUAUUAAUACGCAAAUGGUAUGAUGAACUUGAACAAAGUCUUUUAUUAUCAACAAAAUCAACAGAAUCAUUAAAUCAAUGUCGUGAAAAAGCUCUUGCUUGUUUAUCAUUAUCAUCAUCAUCAUCAAUAUCAUCAAUACUUCAAUUAAUAAUAAAUACAGAAGAUAAAAUUGGUUUUAAUACAAAAAUAACAUCAUUAAAUAUUUUACGUUGUUUAUAUGUACAAGAUCUUUUACCAAUUGUAUUAGAAAAUCGUCGACGAUUAAAUAUUCAACCACAUUUAUGUCAUAAAUGGUUAAUUUAUGCUAUUGAAUUUUAUUUAGAAUAUUUCAUAAAAUGUUUUAAAAAUAAUCAAAUAACAAAUAUUCAUGUUAAAUUAGAAGGAAGUUAUGAUCGAACAUAUCAAUGUGAUAAUCCUAUUGAACAAAUUGAAAAAUUAAUGAAUUUUGCUGUGAGUGCAAAAGAAAAUUUUAAUUGGCAACAAAUUGUUACUUAUCAUGGUAAUCAAAUUGAAUCAUCAAAUCGUCGUCAAAAAUUAUUAGAAUUACGUAUUCUUAUUGAUCGUGCUCAUAAUUCUACAAUUCGAUGUCCAUUAGAAUGUUUUAUUUUUUGUACAUCAUUUCCUAUUUAUAUUCAAUCAUUACUUAAUCUUUCAUCAUUUCUUAAUAAUGAAAAGUAUAAAGAUUAUGUAUUUAUAAGUUCGACAAUAUCAAUAAAAACUUUAAUAAAUAAACAAAAUGAAAUAAAUAAUUUUGAAUUAAUUGAAAAUUUUAAUUUAUUUGUUGAAUGUCUUAAUUUAUUACAACAGUCUCAAACUUCUUCAUGUUUAAAACUUUAUCAAGAAACAAUUGAUAAAAUUCAUUUAAAUUCGAAUAUUGAAAAUUAUCAACGUUUAUUAAAACUUUUUUAUUUUUAUUAUGUUAUACAAAAAUCUAAAACAAAACAAACUACUAAAUCAAUUGAAGAAACAAAUCAAAAUAAGAUAAUAGUUAUUGAUGAUACACCACAAAGUCCAACAAUGCAAGAUGAUUCAAAUAUGGAAUCAAAUUCCAUAGUUAAUAAUAGUCAAUUACUUGCACUUGAUAUUGAAAAUAUAUUAAAAAAAUUAAAUGAUAAUUCUCUUGAAUCACGUCUUCAAAUUUGUUCACUUUUUUCCAUAUCAAAUUUAUCUGAUCAACGUCAUUCAACAAUAUCAUAUUGUAUUGAUACAUUAAUAUAUCUUUAUGAAAAUUAUUCAUCAAAUAAUCAACAACAAAUAUUAUUAUCAAUUUCAAUUGAUUAUUGUUUUAUACCUUGUUCAUAUAAUAUUUUUUUUGAUUAUAUAUUAGAUAUUAUUCUUCAAAAUCUUUCACCAACACUUAUUCUUUUACAAAUAGAACAACAACGUUUAUUAUCAUCAACAAUAUCAUCGAUUUAUCCAAAAAAUUUACUACAUACAUUAUCACCAUCAUUACUUCGUUAUAUAUAUGAUCAAAAAUUACUUGGACAAUUAUUAAAAUAUAUUCAAACAACAACAACAAAUGAACGACGUUGGAUAGUACAUAAUAAUAAAAGAAAAUUAGAUGAUGAAGAUAAUAAAUUAACUGAUGAACAAUUUAUUGAAAAAAUUAUUCAACAUGUUAGUAAUAUAACACAAUGGACAGAUGAACAACGACGUCAUGCUAUUUAUACAUAUAUUAUUGAUCAUCGACAAAUUCUUCUUCAAGCAUUAUAA